This is a messenger RNA of Ixodes scapularis (black-legged tick), 2409 nucleotides long. RefSeq names its product translation initiation factor IF-2, mitochondrial (gene mIF2). The coding region runs from base 20 to 2260 and encodes 746 amino acids. Gene Ontology annotation, biological process: translational initiation. Lineage: Eukaryota; Metazoa; Arthropoda; Arachnida; Ixodida; Ixodidae. Gene Ontology annotation, molecular function: GTPase activity; translation initiation factor activity; GTP binding. The transcript has 16 exons. The record is from RefSeq and is a predicted model, not a curated record.
GCCUGGCCAAGCGUUAAACAUGGCGGCCUCCAUCGGUGUUGCGGUGGUGAGAAAUCUUCGGAGGUUUCGAUUGGUCCUGGGAAGUUUCAACGCCGGUAGCCGCGUCGUAUCCUGCGAUCCUUCGCUGCAUUUCCUCGCAUAUGAAAGAACUUCGGCAAGAUGCUCGCUGUGUGGGUCUCGUGCCUUCAGCACCUCCCGAUGUCUUGCCGCCAAGAAAAUGCAAAAGCCCUUCAUUCCGUCCAAAACAAAGCCCAAAAGUCCGGUCGUGAAGAUAUGGAAGAACAUUACCGUCACCGAACUGGCCAGUGUGGUGGACAGGCCGCUAGAUGACAUUUACGAAGCCAUGCUGUACGUCGAGAACACUGCGCAGUACGACCAUGAUCAAAGCGCCAUCGACGAUGUUGAGACAAUCUUCAAGAUCGUCAGAAAGCUCGGAUACCGAGCGGAGGUCCGGGCGCCGCCCGAGAGGGAGGCCCCCAAGAGGCAGUUCCAAGACGCAGUUCGGAGGCCACCUCCCGAACCGAGCCUGCUCAAACCGCGCCCUCCCAUCGUCACCAUCAUGGGCCACGUCGACCAUGGCAAGACGACCCUCCUCGACUCGCUCCGGAACACCAACGUGGUGGAUCAGGAGUUUGGCGGCAUCACCCAGCACAUCGGUGCCUUCACAGUGACGCUACCUGGGAACGAGCGCAUCACGUUUUUGGACACGCCCGGCCAUGCCGCGUUUUCUGCGAUGAGAGCCAGGGGUGCCCUGGCGACCGACAUCGUGGUCCUGGUCGUCGCAGCAGACGAUGGAGUCAUGGAGCAGACGGUAGAAUCCAUUCGAUACGCCCGUGAGGCCGAUGUUCCAAUCAUUGUGGCCAUCAACAAGGUUGACAAGCCCAACACAGACAUUGUGAGUUCUUGCGGUGGCUUCACAAGGGUCAUUCACACUCUUGGCUGCAAGAUGGAUGCUUUGAGAAUCACAACAUGCUCUGAUGGCGGGUUGCAGGAGCACGCGAAGAGGGGCCUGAUGGUGCACGGCAUACAGAUGGACGACGAAGGCGGGGACGUGCAGUACGUCUGCAUCUCUGCCCUCAAGGGCACAAAUCUGGACAAGCUGACGGAGACCAUCUUGACCCAGGCCGAACUCAUGGAGAUUCGGGCCGACCCCAAAGGCAUGGUCGAAGGAGUCGUCAUCGAGUCAACCACCGACAAGCAUCGAGGGAAACUGUCCACGGCACUCAUACAGCGGGGGACACUGAAGAAGGGGGCCUUCUUGGUCGCUGGAAAAGCCUGGGCUAAGGUCCGCGGCAUGUUCGACGAGUGGGGAAAGCCACUACUGGUGGCGCCACCUGGAGUUCCGGCACAAGUCAUUGGCUGGAAGGAGCUUCCGUCUGCUGGAGACGACAUCAUCGAGGUGGAGUCGGAGAAACGGGCGCGCGAGGUGGUGGACUGGAGGCAGGCACAGCAGAGGUCGGCCCAGGAUGAUGCGGAGUGGGAGGCGAUCCAGCACAAGCUGCAGGAGCACCUGGAGAAGUACAAGGCCGAGCUGGAACAGCGCCGCGCCCUGGGACAGCGCCGGAAGCGGAAACGCUUCUCCAACCGGGAGAAGGAGUACAUCGUCGACGACACGCCGCGCCUUCCCAUCAUCGUCAAGGGCGACGUCGACGGCUCGGUGGAAGCCGUGCUGGACAUCCUAGACACGUACCACUCCCACCGGAGCUGCCGCCUGGACCUGAUGCACUACGGCGUGGGGGCCGUGACAGAGUCCGACGUGGAACUCGCUCAGCCUUUCAACGCCGUCGUCUACGCCUUCCACGUUCCCGUGCUUGAGACUGCCAGGAAGCUGGCGGAGGAAGGCGGCGUGGAGAUCCGCGACUUCAAGGUCAUCUACCACCUGGUCGAGGACAUCAGGAAGGAGCUGGGGAAGCGGCUGCCCCUCGCCGACACGGAAGAAGUUCACGGAGAAGCGUUGGUGCUGCAAGAGUUCCUCGUGAAUGAGGGGAGGAAGAAGAUACCCGUAGCCGGGUGCCGAUGCACCAAGGGAGCCCUGCGCAAGGAUGCACUCUUCAAGGUCUGCAGGAACUCCGAGACCAUACACACAGGUUCGCUGUCGUCCAUGAGGCAUCUCAAGAACGAAGUGGACAGCAUCAAGAAGGAUGUGGAGUGCGGUCUGAUGUUGCAGGACAGUGGCGUGCGGUUUCAACACGGCGACGUCUUGGUCUGCUUCUCCAUCAAGCAGGUGCCUCAAGAAACCGACUGGGACCCCGGAUUCUAGCCGAAUUUUUAGCCGAGGACUGCAUCCGACGUCCUGUCUUGAAGCCGCGGCAAGGGACACACACAAUGUGAAUAGGAUCUUGUUUGAAUUGUAAAGAUCAACUUUGUAUAGGUAUAUGUCAUUAAAAGUUUACCAAGCUGUGGACAAUA